AUGGCGCGCACCAGGAGCCAGAGUCGUGAGCCUAGUGUCGAGCCACGUUUAGUGCACCGUCAGGCCAGGGCUGGGACAGCUCACAACGCGCGUCAAGCCCAACAACAGCUUGAGCCUCUGACUGAGGAUUUGAGUGAAGUCGAAGAGGACCUCGAAGACGAUCUCGCAGAUGAUCUUGCAGACGAUGACCGUGAAGAUAUGGGCCGGCAGUCGGCAGCAUCUGAGGACGAAGAGGUCUCAAGCCCCGACUCCGUCCCGAUCGAGACCUUCUCCCAAACUGAACUCCAGAGACUCGACCCUGUCAGAAUGGAAAGUAACUUGGAAGAGCUCAACGCACGGGCUAGGAGACUUCUUGGUUGCUUCAAAACACGCACCGGACAAUCUGAGGAGCUACAGUCCCUCAUUCACGAAUCGCAAGAUCCUGACUCAAAACAACGCCAAAAGGUAGAUGGUUGCUGGGCCGCACUAGAAGAGACGAAGGGCAUAUUCACUCGAGGUGGAGCAUACCUGAAGCUCAAUACUAUUCUCCGUGGCUUGUUGAGAAAACGAAACACACAGCCAUUGCCAAAGGUCUCCCGGCCCUGGAGACCGGAUGACGUGAUAUGCAAGGCCAACCUAGCCAUCCUCGUAUAUACCGUCAUGACCCAGCCUACGGACGAAGUCUUUGUCGACGCCCUAGUGCACCUCGACGCAUUCUUCCCGACAUCUUUUAUGGUCGGAUUCUCUCAACCUAGAGCUCAGUUGCCGGCAGGCUGCAGCGCUCUCAUUUCGCAGACUUUUGACUUCGCCCUAGAGCUUAGGACCCAGUUGCUCGUUGGUGUGCUUGAACUUUCCAAUCCAACUCAAGAUGCCGCAGCAAAGAUGAUUCAGGAUGCAAUGCUCAACCUCGAAGAAGACGAUGAUGACUACGAGGAUGAUAUGGGAGCUCUGCAAAGCCUUCAGGCAGCUCUGUCUCAUAAUCGUCAUGCUAAAGGAUGGGAGCUACUUGAUCCGCAUGCAUUUGGUACCAACGAAUAUGCUAACAAGAUCAUUCGACAGGCAUAUGUUGAUGAGGACGAAAGGGACCAGGAAGCACCGUCGAACAUCGAAAACAACGUUCGACCUGUACCUACGCCAAGGGGUCGCCCAGGCACAUCCACUGCUGCUCCAACACCCGCUACCGCACGUGUAGAACCGGGCGUGAACACAGCACAAAUUGACGACCAAGUCACCGACGAUAUAGCGUUAUCCGCUGGUCCGACACAAAACCGUCCUAGACUAGCUGGACUGCUGGCGAGAGUGCACGCACGCGAAGAACAAGAACGUCAACAACGGAGAUUUAUCGACGCUCAACCCAAUGGUGUGAGAAUAUCUGACGACCUGUUUGAUUCUCAGCCUGCACCCAGCACCCAGCGUCAGGCUUCAGGUAGGCCGGAGAUUGAGAUAGAUCCCACCUUGGAUAACGACGUGCAAGACCCAAGCGAAGAUGAAGGCUUCCAGGUCGACCAGCGCGGUCUUCCCGGCAAGAGACCUCGUCCCAAGUCCUCGGCUGUACCAAGUCAAGCCUCAGCAGGCAGCACUCUGCCAGAACGUCGUGGUCGAAGAACUUCUGAGGUUGACAGUCCGAACAAGCGACAGCGGAAGAAUCCUGGUCAGCUCGUUCCACCGUUCCAAUCUACUGACGAUGAGGAAGUCAACUCUUUCAGAAUCGCCUCUGUGCUCACCAGACAACUUCAAGCAACAAGCGUAAAGCCGCAGAGNGGGCGAAGACCUUGGACUGACGACGAAGUGGGAGCUCUUCUCAGGUUGAUCAGAGACCAUGGUAUAUCCUUUGCGCACAUCAAAAGGAUUGAUAACGCAAGGGANCCCCCAGCGCUUGGAGAUCGGACCGCGGAAGAUAUCCGCUUCAAAGCUAGAGAAAUGAAGGUCAAAUACCUCAUGUAA
Molecule: messenger RNA, 1923 nt
Organism: Aureobasidium vineae
Lineage: Eukaryota; Fungi; Ascomycota; Dothideomycetes; Dothideales; Saccotheciaceae
Source: the annotation of a GenBank genome assembly